AUGUUCAGCCUGCCGUCCUUAUCAGCCACCAUCAGGUCGCUCAACGCGAUGGCGGCUGCGCGGCCGGUAGCCUUUGGCGCCACCAGCGCGGCAGUCAAGACUACGGCAGCCGACGUGCUUGUGCAGACGGCAGUGAAGGGACGGUCGUUGGAGACGCUCGACCUCCGGCGAACGGCGGUCUUCACCCUCUUUGGCGGAGGCUGGAUGGGCUUCGGGCAGUACUACCUCUACUGCCGGCUGUUCGAGCGGCUCGUCCCGGGGACGACAGCCCUCGCCUCGGCCGGCAAGGCGGCGCUGGACCAGCUCGUGCAUGUGCCGCUCCUCUACUUCCCACUUUUCUACUCUAUCGACGCGCUGCUGCAGGGCGCGUGGGCGCGAGGCGUUGCGUGCGGCGUGGAGCACGUCCAGCACCGGCUGAGGACGGAGUUGAAGGAGUCGCUCUAUGCCAACUGGAGCCUCUGGCUGCCCGCCUCCUUUGUGGGCUUCCGGCUGGUGCCGCCUCACUGGCGCAUCCCGUACGAGCGGCCAGCGCUGAGCAGCUAUGAGAUCAUCGUAUUUUUGUUGGAGCGAGUAUUUAUUCCGUGGCGCUUGCAAGUGGCGCAGCGCGCGUGGUGUAUCAUCACUGCCUAA
Molecule: messenger RNA, 630 nt
Organism: Emiliania huxleyi CCMP1516
Lineage: Eukaryota; Haptophyta; Isochrysidales; Noelaerhabdaceae
Exons: 2
Coding region: 1-630 (209 amino acids)
Cellular component (GO): membrane; cytoplasm
Source: RefSeq, a predicted model, not a curated record